Molecule: messenger RNA, 1085 nt
Organism: Olea europaea var. sylvestris
Lineage: Eukaryota; Viridiplantae; Streptophyta; Magnoliopsida; Lamiales; Oleaceae
Exons: 5
Coding region: 231-902 (223 amino acids)
Source: RefSeq, a predicted model, not a curated record
ACCUCCAAUAGCCUCCUUUGUCCUUCCUAUAAACAUGGACCUUUGUAUAAUGGAGUAGUAGAUGAUAAAGUCUCAACAUUCAUCUCCUUAGAAAAACUUCAUAGUCUUACUAAGUUGUAUUUCUAGACUAAUCCUCCGGAGUCCAAUCGAGCGUUCUUGGGGGCGUCGAUCGAUCUAUCACAAAUCGCUUCAUUUCUUUGAUACAUAAGAAUAUUAUUAUAGCCUUAGUUAUGUUGAUGAGAAAAUCUAUCAGUGAAUUCAACUCUAGUACUAGCCUCCAUAUUAACAAUCCACAUCAUGACUUUAGACCUCUCUCCAAACCAAAUUCUUCUGCAAAUUUGGCCUUCAAAAGCCACAAGAAGUGUAAGCCAAGUGUCCAAUGUCUCAACAUCACAAAUCUAGUGGCAAGCAAUGACAAAAUUAAAAGGAACUGGAUUGUUCGCAGCAGUGUUGAACCAGGACCUCCAACACCUUCUGGCCCUCCUUCUAAUCCUUUAAAUUGGAUCUUGGGGAUAGUGAUAGCAGUACUGAUACCAUUCAUCGGCCAAAAAUGGGGACCCAUAAAAAAUAAAAUUGAAACGGUAUUGAAUAAGGCAGAAGAUGUGGCGGAGGGUGUCGAAAAGAUGGCGGAGAAGGUGGAGAAAGUGGCGGAGGACAUAGCAGAUGAUCUUCCGGCGGGCGGACAAUUAAGAAGGGCUGUGGAUUUUGUCGAAAAAGUGGCUGAGAGAGCUGCUAAGGAUGCUGGCUUAGUAGAUGAUUUUAUUGAUGAGAUUCAGGAAAAGGAGGAAAAGGUGGAAUCCUAUGUAGAAUCUCUUGAAGAAAAAGAUAAAGAAGAAAAAGAUAAAGAGAAAGAGAAAGAGCCUGCCCAAAAUGCAGAAGAGUCGGAAACAAAAAAUAUUUGAGAGAGGAAAUUCUUUUUAUUUAGUAAUAUAAUUAGGAAAUGGAAUAAUGUAUGAUGGUUUUGUGAAUUUGACUUUUUUUCAUAUGAAUCCACAAAAUUUACCAGAAGUUUCUGGUUUCUUGUAUUAGCAAGAAUUUUCUUCCUAUUUCUGUACACUAAUUCAAUUUGAAGACUACUUUCCCAA